AUGUCUUUCUUAAUGAAAAGCAUGCUGAGUAACCAAGUAAAGAAUUUAGGACUCGGCCGUGGCUCUGAAGAAAGUAAAGAAGAAGGAGGGGCCUCUGACCCCGCUGCCACAGCAGGAAUGACUAGAGAGGAAUAUGAGGAAUAUCAAAAGCAAAUGGUUGAGGAGAAGAUGGAGAGAGAUGCCACAUUUGCCCACAAAAAGGCAGAGCGGGCCUGCCUCCGGGUCCACCUCAGGGAGAAGUACAGACUCCCGAAGAGUGAAAUGGAUGAGAACCAGAUCCAGAUGGCUGGGGAUGAUGUGGAUUUGCCAGAAGACCUCCAGAAAAUGGUGGAUGAAGAUCAAGGAGAAGAAGAAGACAAGGAUUCCAUUCUAGGACAGUUACAGAAUCUCCAGAACAUGGACAUGAACACGCUGAAAGAAAAAGCCCAGGCCACCUUCACUGAGAUUAAGCAGACGGCUGAGCAAAAAUGUUCGAUGAUGUAAGAGAGAGAGGGUGGGGGUGGGAAGGGAGGAAGAGAUGUGAAUUGGAGAAUUUGCUGGUUCCCUAAGGCUACCAGCCAAAGGAAAGUCAAAGGCAAAUGACAGGAUUCUAUUUUUUUGAUUAUCCAGAGUAUCAUGCAUGUAAAACUAAUGCAGAGAGAGUCAUGUCACAGUGUUAAAUCUUUAGAAGUAAGUAGGUGAAAGUAGUAGAAUUGUCUACCCCACCCUGUAGCUCACCUAGCAUGCUGUUAACCUGAGUAAAUUUUAAAUCAUAAAACAAGUGUGUUAAAUUUCAACUUCGAAAGGGUCAGAUAAGUCAUAUCUCCUCAGUAGUCUUUGAUUAAUGAAAUACAUCCAGUACUGCUCCCCCAGAUCAGCAUAACCCUUCAACCCCGUAAUACUGGGCACCAGCAUUAUUUGAUUAACCAAUCUAUCAUUAGCAUUUAUGGAGCACCUUCUCUGUGCAGAGCACUUAAAAAAGUACAAUAGAAUUAGCAGACAUGAUCUCUGCCCUCAAGGAACAUACAAUCUAGCAGGAGCAUUUUAGUAGUUUAGAUACAGGGACAUUUUCCUUAAUUAUAAGUCUUUGGUGUUUUAUUUGACUGGAUAAUUGCAAUAAGGUGGACCUGACCCAUCUUACAUGUUCAUUAUCUAAAAAAAAAAACAAUAAAAGCAGAAAAGAUGGUAA
Molecule: messenger RNA, 1168 nt
Organism: Tachyglossus aculeatus (Australian echidna)
Lineage: Eukaryota; Metazoa; Chordata; Mammalia; Monotremata; Tachyglossidae
Gene: CPLX4
Product: complexin 4
Exons: 3
Coding region: 1-483 (160 amino acids)
Biological process (GO): regulation of neurotransmitter secretion; neurotransmitter transport; synaptic vesicle exocytosis
Cellular component (GO): SNARE complex; terminal bouton
Molecular function (GO): syntaxin binding
Source: RefSeq, a predicted model, not a curated record